GUUGAUUCUGAGCAUUACACUUAUAGACGGAAGAUGAUUUUCAGAUGGUGGUCAAAUGAAACUAUGGCUGUCGUGACUGGUUCAAACAGAGGAAUUGGUUUUGAAAUUGCUCACCAACUGGCAUCACAUGGCUUAACAGUAGUUCUUACAUCACGAGAGACUCGUGUUGGUGAAGAAGCAACAAAAAUCAUGCAAGAAAAAGGUUUGAAUGUGGUAUUUCAUCAAUUGGAUAUUGUGGACCCUGCAUCAAUUGAAACAUUUUCUGACUGGAUAAAGGAAAACUAUGGUGGUUUAGAUAUACUGAUCAAUAAUGCAGGAGUCAAUUUCAAUUUCGGCACAGAUAAUUCAGUGGAAUAUGCAGAAACUGUUAUCCGGACCAACUACUUCGGCACCAAAAGUAUGAUUAAAACUAUGAUUCCAUUAAUGAGGCCUUCUCCUUUUGGCGCUCGUAUUGUUAAUGUGACCUCACGACUGGGAAGACUUAACGGCAGACGGAAUAGAAUUGCAAAUGUCAGCUUGAGACAACAACUGGAGGAUAACGAUUCCCUAUCAGAGGAACUGAUUGAUAGUACUGUGAACUCAUUUUUGGAACAAGUAAAAAAUGGAACAUGGGAAUCUGGGGGAUGGCCACAAGUAUUCACAGACUACUCAUUGUCAAAGCUUGCUGCUAAUGCUUACACCAGGCUAAUGGCGAGGAUACUUUCUGACCAGCCAGAGGGCCAUAAGAUAUAUAUGAAUUGCUAUUGCCCAGGUUGGGUGAAGACUGCCAUGACCGAUUGGGCUGGGCAUACAUCUCCCGAAGUUGCUGCUGAUACUGCAGUCUGGCUUGCUCUUAUCUCAGACCAGUUUGUGAGUGGUAAGUUUUUUGCUGAGAGGCGUGAAAUAAACUUCUAAAGUGGGCAUUGAAAACAAAUUCAAGAAUCAGCCCAGUUUCUUUUGCUUUUGAACGAAAAUGUGACAUGAGUACAGAUAAAAGCUAGAGUACUUGUGUUACAAGAUGCUACCAAGAGCCUACUGAAAAUUGAUAUUGCUGAUGGGAAACAAUCUGUAUCGGUACAAGCUGUUAAGUUGAUUACCUAGUCGUCAAACUCUGGAGGAUGUGUUAACUUUGGGAAGAGCUGAAAGGGUGGUCUGGUUUUCUAAUAAUCACAUCGACACAUCCUGGAUUAGAUCAUUUGCCUGUGUUUUGGUGUACUAUUUGUAACUUUUAGUACAGAUUAGCAAUGCAUACUACAGCAUAUUGGAUAGUUAACUACUUAAAAAUAUGUCUUGUUCUAUAAUUAUAAGCAUUAGCUGUUUUAAAAGAUCACUAAAUCCAUCCGCAUACGUACUCCUAAAGAAAUAACAUUCUGCCUUCUA
Messenger RNA from Solanum tuberosum (potato), 1359 nucleotides. Its product is annotated as carbonyl reductase [NADPH] 1-like. Bases 34 to 894 code for a protein of 286 amino acids. Gene Ontology annotation, molecular function: oxidoreductase activity, acting on the CH-OH group of donors, NAD or NADP as acceptor. Gene Ontology annotation, cellular component: membrane. The record is from RefSeq and is a predicted model, not a curated record. Lineage: Eukaryota; Viridiplantae; Streptophyta; Magnoliopsida; Solanales; Solanaceae. The transcript is spliced from 3 exons.